UUGACAGCGGCAGAACCCGGAGCAGGAAAAGGAGGCGGCUUAGUUCCCUUUCGCCUGGACCGCUUCGCCUAAGGAGGGAGCUGCUGCGUCUGAAGCGGAAAAACGAAUUUUGGAGCGCGAGUUCAGGCUGAGGUCAUUCAAAAGCAUCGUGAUUGGAAGCAAUGGAUGAGCAAUCCCAAGGAAUGCCGGGUCCUCCCGUUCCUCAGUUUCAGCCACAGAAAGCCUUACGACCUGACAUGGGCUACAAUACUUUAGCCAACUUCCGGAUAGAGAAGAAGAUUGGCCGUGGACAGUUCAGUGAAGUUUACAGAGCAACAUGCUUGUUGGAUGGUGUGCCAGUAGCCUUAAAAAAGGUGCAGAUAUUUGAUUUAAUGGAUGCCAAGGCCCGUGCUGACUGCAUCAAAGAAAUAGAUCUUCUUAAGCAAUUGAAUCAUCCAAAUGUAAUUAAAUACUAUGCAUCGUUUAUUGAAGACAAUGAAUUAAAUAUAGUGCUGGAAUUAGCAGAUGCUGGAGACCUUUCUAGAAUGAUCAAGCAUUUUAAGAAACAGAAGCGACUGAUUCCCGAAAGGACUGUUUGGAAGUAUUUUGUUCAGCUGUGCAGUGCCUUAGAGCAUAUGCAUUCACGGCGCGUCAUGCAUCGAGACAUCAAGCCUGCAAAUGUCUUCAUCACAGCUACAGGAGUAGUAAAACUUGGAGACCUUGGACUGGGAAGAUUUUUUAGCUCCAAAACUACAGCUGCACAUUCUUUAGUAGGAACACCUUAUUACAUGUCUCCAGAGAGAAUCCAUGAAAAUGGAUACAACUUCAAAUCUGACAUCUGGUCUCUAGGAUGUCUGUUGUAUGAGAUGGCUGCAUUGCAAAGUCCAUUCUACGGUGACAAAAUGAACUUGUACUCUUUAUGUAAAAAGAUAGAACAAUGUGACUAUCCACCCCUUCCAUCAGAUCACUAUUCAGAAGAACUGCGACAAUUAGUUAAUAUGUGCAUUAACCCUGAUCCAGAGAAGCGACCGGAUGUAACCUACGUUUAUGAUGUAGCAAAACGUAUGCAUGCACACACUACAAGCAGCUAAAAGACUCGUCGAUUUCUGAAGAGGAUGAAACUAACAUUGAAAAUUCAAGUAUUAUUGCCGAAAUUGUCUUCUACCUUGAUUUCCAUCUGUUGCCUAAAGUUUAGUUAUUUGCAAUUAGCACAUUUAACAGUUUUAUUACAGAGUUUUACUUUAAAAUAUUUUUAUUUUUUAAAAGAGUUGAUUAUACAAUAUGAAGAAGUUUUAACUUGACAAGCAAGCCCAGAAAACUGGCAGUCCCUAAUGACUUUGGAAACUUUGGCAAUUUCACAAAAGUUAUUACAUUAAUUUCAAAAAUUGUAUGACUUCCUGCUAUUCAUUUCCACUUAUGUGACUUGCCAUUUUGCUUGUUUACUAUAAACUUUUGAAUCAA
Molecule: messenger RNA, 1440 nt
Organism: Eublepharis macularius
Lineage: Eukaryota; Metazoa; Chordata; Lepidosauria; Squamata; Eublepharidae
Gene: NEK7
Product: NIMA related kinase 7
Exons: 10
Coding region: 162-1070 (302 amino acids)
Biological process (GO): protein phosphorylation
Molecular function (GO): ATP binding; protein kinase activity
Source: RefSeq, a predicted model, not a curated record